Molecule: messenger RNA, 1561 nt
Organism: Geodia barretti
Lineage: Eukaryota; Metazoa; Porifera; Demospongiae; Tetractinellida; Geodiidae
Source: the annotation of a GenBank genome assembly
UAUAUUUUUGCAGUGCAGUGUGCCACCUUGCAAAGGCUCCUUAUUGCCGUGUGAUUAUUACAAUUGCAGCAGAACAAUGGCAGGACGGGCGCCCAGCUCGAAGGCACGGGAAAGUUUUUCAAGUGCGUUGAAAAAUCGCCUGAAAGGACUCAUUUUUGGAUACUCUUCCAUAGAGUGUGCAGUUCAUGUCUGCUACUGUGCCGAUAGUUCGGCCGAUUUCAUCGUGACAAAAAACCUUCCGCCACAUGUUGAUGCCGUGGAAACGAAAUACAAGGAUGCAAGACUUGUUCGGUAUGUCGCAACGUGUUCCUCUUCUUCUGCCGGAAUAGCUCUUACAGUUCCUGAAACGCCAAUAAAUGGGUGGAUUGUGGAGCCGGAAUUAGAGCCAGCCAAAAUCGACAUGAGUAAAAUUGUAAACUACGAACCGGGAGGAGUUAUUCCGCACAUUAAACUGAACAUCAUAUGGACUGGAGAGGGGCGGCCGCGGAAAGAGAAAAUAAACAUCAGUGUAGACGGGGCUGAAGAUUUAGAGUCGUUCGAAUUGACAUGUGAACCACUUUUUCCAUGUUCACCACAGCAGUUUGGAAGUUUCACCGCACAACAGCAAAAUAGAACAUUGGAAACACAAUUAGCAGAUACACUUUUUCCGUCGAAAAUAGAGCCCAGCCCAUCCGCGUUUGAAAGGCCCACCCUACGACUUCUUCAAAGGUUCCCAACUCGAUCGGGACGUUGCAUAAACAUUAUUGAGAGGAUUGGCGACAAGGGUCACUACCUCUCCAUUCAUCUUCUCAAUGACAAGUGCGGAACGGUUGUCAAUACCCUCGAAUUGAAGCACAGAUCCGAUCCGAAUCGAGUCGCAGAAGCAGUUCUCGUGCGGUGGCUGGAGAAGGAGCCGCGUACCUGGGCUGAUCUGGUCACAGCACUGAGGGAGAUAGAGCUGGGCGCUCUGGCAAAAGAGAUUCAAGAUAACCUGUGUACAAGUCGUUGUUCUAGAGGAAAUCAGCAGGUGACAACAUCAACUGAAUUACCACAACCACAACCAAUAUUCGCUGAGGACGCUGCCUCUGUAUCUGAUAGACCCACACUACCACUUCUUAAAAGAUUCCCAACUCAAUCCGGACAUACUACCAACAUCGUUGAGGGGAUCGGGUCAAAAUGUCAGGACCUUUGCACCUGUCUACUAAGAGACAAUUGGGGUGCGGUUAUCAGGAGCAUGGAGCUAGAGCAUCGAAAUGAUCACUAUCGAAUUGCAGAGACUGUUUUUCAAAGAUGGCUUGUUGAGGACCCGAAUGCGUCGUGGGCAAAGCUUGUUCGCACACUGAGGAGCGUCGGACUUGGAAAAUUGCCACGAGAGAUUGAAAAAAAUUUAUUACCCCCAUCUGUGGAACACUGAUUGAUUUAUGUUUGCGACAUAGUACUUUAAUGACAGAAAGUCCACAUUAUUUUUUUGUACACGUGUAUAUACAAUUUCAAAGAUGUAAUCUAAUCUAGCACUUGUAAACAACGAAGGUAUAAAAAUUGUGCCUUAAUCAACAGCAUAGCAAUGUUGAAUCUGAAAGAA